Micropterus salmoides (largemouth bass) is the source of this 2067-nucleotide messenger RNA. RefSeq names its product hydroxylysine kinase, tandem duplicate 2 (gene hykk.2). Lineage: Eukaryota; Metazoa; Chordata; Actinopteri; Centrarchiformes; Centrarchidae. The record is from RefSeq and is a predicted model, not a curated record. Gene Ontology annotation, molecular function: amino acid kinase activity.
UUUUUUUUUUACAGACUUCAUGAGUUAGUAGGACGUCUUCGGUGCUCACACCAUGUAACUGUUAACGUUACCUGUUAUUCCGUUUUACACAUACAGUCUAUGGUUUUACACAGCCUGAGCAAUCAUGUCAGUGAAGCAUUCCAAGCCCAACUUGAGCCAGUCUCAGGUGGUUGAGUUGGUGAAGAGACUCUUCAGGCUGACGCCAUCAGAAAUUCGCUCGCUGCCAAGCUACGAUGACCAGAACUUCUGUGUGACAGCAGUGGAGGGUGGCAAGUAUGUCCUGAAGAUAAUGAACUCAGAGGACAGUAAGAACCCCACCCUGUUUGAGGUGCAGACCUAUGCCAUGUCCUUUCUGCACCAAAAUGGACUUCCUGCCCAAACAGCCCUGCCCACCACCUCUGGACAGCUCAUGAGCCUGGAAGAAAUAGAUUGUGGCUACGGCUGUCAGAAGUAUCUGGUGCCUUUGACUUAUUUGCCUGGAACCACUAUUUCAAAGGCACCGUUAACACCACAGUUACUGUUUGAAACUGGCAAGACAGCAGCCCGAAUGGACAAAAUCCUACAAGAGAUGGAGCACCCUCAUCUAAGCGUGCUGCAGAGAGAGAAGUUCAUAUGGAGUCUGUCAAAUGUUCCCCUCUUGGAAGCAUACAUCAAUUUAUUUGAUGGAGAUCCUCUUCAUGAGGUCGUGAAUUCUGUCAUUCAUCAGUACAAGACCUCUGUGAUCCCCAAGCGCUCCGAUUUCCGCAAGUGCGUUAAUCACGGUGACUUCAAUGACCUCAAUGUGCUUGUCCAACCUGAUGAGAGUGACAGCCACAGGAUUUCUGGCAUCCUUGACUUUGGUGACAUGAACAGUGGCUACUAUAUCCAUGAGCUAGCCAUCGCUAUCACGUACAUGAUGAUGGAGCACCCUAAACCCAUAGAGGUGGGUGGACCUCUCCUCGCGGGCUGGGAAAGUGUCCUUCCCCUCAAUGACGCAGAGAGAGACUGUCUCUAUGUGCUGGUGCUGUCCCGCUUCUGCCAGUCGUUGGUUUUAGCGCGUCACGCCGUGACCCUGCAUCCGGAAAAUGAAGAGUAUCUUAUGAUUUCAUCUAGGAAGGGCGUCCAUUUUCUCCUUCAACUCUGGGAGCUUGGAAAGGAGCAGGUGGAGAAGGUGUGGUUUCAGAGUGCUGCUCAGUUCAGUGAGAGAAAGUGAGAAAUAUGUGAGGAAUGCCAUUCACAGAUUUCUACGCACAAUAGGGUGAUUCCACUGAGCAUGUUGUCCAAAUCGGCCAUAAUUUUCUUGAGUUAAAAGCAAUACAUUGUAUUUUCACUGGAAAAAAUACGAUACAUUGCACUCCUGAUAUUAAGACAUAUUGAAGUAGGAAUACUACACAGUCCUUUCAGGAUUUUGGGAUGUUGUGAUUGCAACUAUUAACACAAAUUCAACAACUUCCCUUGAAUUCAGCGCGACUUGCAAUUUUGACCAAUCACUGCAAAUUUGACCUAUCAUCGCCAUUUCCUGUAAAACGUUGUCAUAUACCAGCAUACUCACUUCCUCCGUCGGUUAUAUCUACCGUGUCCACUCUAGCAUAAGCAUUGCAACAGGCAGAGUAGUGUGGUAGGGGGUGUGGGUGCACAAAUGGUACAGUGGGAAAAACUUUCUGUUCAUAAGACAUAAGUUCAUAAGAUGUUACAUAGUGGAACAAAUGAACAUAAUUUGCUGUUGGUCACAGUUGGGAAGGUUCAUGUUGCAUGAAGGAUCUUGUGCCUUGAUACGUAAGGAUACAGACCUGUGGAAGGUUUGAGUCCUCAUGGGAUACAUGGGUGCCUUGUUUCAAAUUUCCCUUUCUGCUGUAUGUUUGUUAUGGUAAUGAGACAUGUCUCAUCACCAUAGGGAUAAGGAGACCUGAGCUACUGUACAAUACAAACGCAAAUUGUACCUGGUUUGUCAAGCAAAAAGAUUAAAUUAAUGCUCAGGUCACAUAUCAGCGAGAUUGCAAAACUAUCUUAUAUGGAUUGUUGUACAACCAUUUUAUAGUUUAUACUUUUCCAAUUAUCUCAAUAAAAAAGGACAUCUCCUUAAAGAGA